ACAUCCCUUCUGCAGUUUCUGUUUGCACUUGGAUGAGUGAACCUGAAAUUCAGGCGCAACAAGAGGGUGCCGUCUGGGGCGUACACGCGAUCCUGGGGAGGCUGGACGCCCACAAAAUCGCGACUAUCAGAUGUUCUCUGGGCCUGUUGGACCGGAGGAGGAAGCACCGAAGCCACGACUCUUUCUUCCUCCCACGAAGGCUUGAGCUAACUCCUCCCAGGGGCGGGCGGUUGUGCUUCCCUCCGCUGCGGAGUGGCAGGGCAAGAGUUCACUCCGGCUCGGAGGAAGAAGAAGGCCUCACCGGGAAACUGCCGAGCUCAGCAUGGCGGCCGGGGGGUUGCUCUUCUCUUCUUUUUCCCGCUGGCGGGGGGCUUCCGUCGCUCGGCACCCGACUGUUCUUGCCGCGCCGCGGAGAAGCUACAGCCAGGACGACUCCUCCCAGUACUUGCGCCGCAGCCUCGUCCCCACUAUGCAUUAUCAGAAGAGCCUGCCCCGUUUGCCCAUUCCAAAACUUGAAGACACAAUUAGAAGAUACCUGAAUGCUCAAAAGCCUGUUUUAGAUGAUGACCAAUUCAGGAAAACUGAACAACUUGCUGUCAGUUUUAGGGAUGGAAUUGGUAAAGAAUUACACGAGCAGUUGGUUGCACAAGACAAAAAAAAUAAGCAUACUAGUUAUAUUUCAGGUCCCUGGUUUGAUAUGUACCUACAGGCACGUGAAUCGGUUGUUUUGAACUUCAAUCCAUUCAUGGCUUUCAACCCUGACCCCAAACCUGAGUAUAAUGAUCAGCUCAUAAGAGCUACUAACAUGACUGUUUCCGCUUUGCGUUUCUUGAAGACUCUCAGGGCUGGCUUUUUAGAGCCAGAGGUUUUUCAUCUCAACCCAUCCAAAAGCGACACUCAAGCAUUUAAAAGGUUUAUUCGAUUUGUGCCUUCCUCUCUCUCGUGGUUUGGUGCCUACAUGGUGAAUGCCUACCCACUAGACAUGUCUCAGUACUUCAGGCUUUUCAAUUCCACACGACUGCCUAAGCUCAAUAAGGAUGUGCUGUUUACGGAUGAAAGUGAGCGGCACUUACUGGUGCUUAGAAAUGGAAAUUUUUACACGUUUGAUGUGAUAGAUAGAGAUGGGAACAUAGUGACUCCUUCAGAAAUUCACGCCCACCUAAAGUACAUCCUUUCUGACAACAGUCCUGUUCCAGCAUUCCCUCUCGCUUGUCUCACUACUGAAAACCGGGAUACGUGGGCAUUGCUGAGACAGGAGCUACUUGACAACGGCAAUAAGGAAGCCUUAGAAAAAGUGGAUUCUGCAGUCUUCUGCCUGUGCCUCGAUGACUUUCCAAUUAAAGAUCUCAUCCAUUUGUCCCAUACCAUGCUCCAUGGUGAUGGAAUCAACAGGUGGUAUGACAAAUCCUUCAACCUUAUUUUAGCCAAAGGUGGCACUGCAGCAAUUCACUUUGAACACUCCUGGGGAGAUGGUGUAGCUGUGCUCAGAUUCCAAAAUGAAGUUUUUAAAGACAGCACCCAGUCACCUGCAAUUGCACCUCAGUCUCAGCCUGCAGCAGUUGAUUCUUCCACAGCUGUACGGAAACUGAACUUUAAACUGAACAGUGCCUUAAAAGAAGGAAUUGCCAAAGCCAAAGAAAAGUUUGAUGCUACUGUGAAAACGCUGACUCUGGAGGCCCUUCAGUUUGAAAAGGGAGGCAAGGAGUUGUUAAAGAAGCAGGAGCUGAGUCCUGAUGCUAUAGCUCAGCUUGCCUUCCAGAUGGCUUUUCUACGGCAAUAUGGCCAAACUGUUGCCACUUACGAAUCUUGCAGCACGGCAGCAUUCAAACACGGCCGCACUGAGACCAUCCGUCCUGCCUCAAUUUAUACAAAGAAGUGUUCAGAGGCUUUAGUCCAGAAGGCAACCAACCACAGUGCAGCAGAACUGCAACAGAUGAUUGCAGAGUGCUCUAAGUAUCACAGCCAGCUCACAAAAGAAGCUGCUAUGGGUCAGGGAUUUGAUCGUCACUUGUAUGGUUUGCGGUGUCUGGCAGAAUCGAGAGGAGCCCCUUUGCCAGGCUUUUACAAGGACCAAGCUUAUGCACUGAUUAAUCAUAACAUUCUCUCCACAAGCACUCUGAGCAGCCCAGCUGUGAACAUGGGUGGAUUUGCACCAGUGGUGCCUGAUGGUUUUGGUGUAGCGUACAGAGUUCAUGAUAACUGGAUUGGAUGCAAUGUUUCUGCCUAUCCAGCUAAGAAUGUGCAAGAAUUCCUCCAGUGUGUACACAAGUCACUAGAGGAUAUUUUUACUGUUUUGGAAGGUCAACUUGUUAGCAAAUAGGAUAUAUCAGGGUUGGUCCUGUAAAAUGCACAGAGCUAUAACAUCUUCUGCCUGGAGGAAGAUGUUAACUUUCUGGCUGGAAUUUCAAUACAGUGCCUAUUGCUUUGUAAUUCCUUUGGAAAAAAUGGCAGCUCUCCAAGGAGAAAAUCAUGAACUUAAUUCAGCAUGUACACCUCAUUCUAGUAAUACUGAUUGUAAAAUAAUGAUGCAUUUGGUCCGAUACCUGUUGGCAAUGGUAUGUUCUCACAAAGUUGCUAGGCAGCACGAGGCACAGCAUAAGCUUCUCUCGCCUUAUAAAUUGGUUUGACAAUUUCAGUGUAUAAUAUACAUGAACUUAGGACACAGACUAUUAAUAUAUAGAUAAUGCUCUUUCAGAAUUCCAAUGCCUAAGAACAGCCCUGCUGUAUCAGACCAAAGGCCUAUCUAAUUUAGCAUCUUGCUCUCGCAGUGGCUGGGAAGCCUGCAAGCAAGAAAUGGGUGCAACAGCCCUCUCGCCACUUGUGUUCUGCUGCCUCUGACACUGGAGAUAGUAACAGAGCCAUCACAUGGAUAUCCUUGCCCUCAAUAAUUUGUCUAAAUCCUAUUUAAAGCUAUCCAAGUUGGUGGGCAUUACUGUAUCAUAUGGUAGCAAAUUCCACUAUCUGCUAUGUGAAGAAAUACUUCCUUUAGUUUGUCCUGAAUAUUCCAAUACUCAGCUUCAUUGGAUGACCCUAAGUUCUAGCAUUAAGAGAGAGAAAGAAAAAUGUUUCUUUAUUCCCUUUUGUCUAUAACAUUGAUAAUUUAAUGCACAUCUAGCAUGUCUUCCCUUACUCAUUUUUUUUCUAAGCUAAAAUCCCCAAAUAUUGUACCCUUUCCACAAAGGGAGUUGUUCCAACUCCCAAGGUCAUUUUCAUUGUCCUUUUCUGAACCGUUUCCAGCUCUACAAUACCUUUUUUUGAGGUGAAACAACCAGAAAUGUAUUUUAAGUGCUGUUGCACCAUGUAUUUGAAUAAUGGCAUCAUUACUGUUUUAUAGUGAUCCUAUGCUGUCUAACAUGGAGUUAAGUCAGACACAGGGAUCUGCCUUCCAUCUCCUACAGUGAAGACUGAUGCAAAUAAUUCCUUCAGCUUCUCUGCGAUCUCCUUUUUCUCCCUUGUCAUAAAAGGUCAGUAGUGGUUAAGGUGUUGGACUAUGACCUGGGAGACCAGGGUUCGAAUCCCCACAUAGCCAUGAAGCUCACUGGGUGACCUUGGGCCAGUCACUGCCUCUCAGCCUCAUGAAAACCCUAUUCAUGGGGUCACCAUAAGUCGGAAUUGACUUAAAGGCAGUACACACCUCCCUAGCCAGUUAUUUUGCUUCUAAUGUAUUUAAAUUAUUUUUGUUAGGCUUUGUGUAGAGUGACAUUGUCCUUUUUAAAAAUCCCUUAUACUGCUUGUGUUUCUCUCACCCAAAUUUGUGUUCCCUUUUCUUCAUUUGAAUAAGGGUACCAUUUUCUGAAAAUUUCCUUCCUCUAAUAGUUUUCUGGAUUCUACUUGUUAAUCAUGCUGGCCUCUUCUUGGGCUUGAUGGUACCUUUCCUGAUCUGCAGUAUGCGUUCUAGCUGAGCUUGUAAUUUUAUCCACACACCCCCCAGCAUUGUGGAGUGAUUUUAUCAUCUGGACAUUCCCUUUUAACUUUCUUUUUACCAAUCCCCUCAUUUUUAGGAAAUUUCCUCCUUUGAAUUCAUAUGUGACCAUUGAAUUUGAUGGCACUGGAGUCUCUGCUGCCAGUUGAUUCAACAACACAUCUUGUGGCAGGUUUUGGUCACUACUUAUGAUUAAGUCUAGGGCUAUCACCCCUGUGGUUGGUUCUACAGUCAUUUAGGGCAAUGGUAGACAAUGUAGUGUCCUCCACAUGUUUUGGACUACAUGUUUUGGGGGAAGGGUUGUAGCUCAGUGGUAGAGCAUCUGCCUUGCAUGCAGAAGGCCCCAAGUUCAGUCUCCAGGUAGGUCUAGAAGAGACUUCUGCCUGAAACCCUAGACAAUUGCUGUCAGUCACUGUUGACGAUACUGAGCUAGAUGAACAAAUGGUCUGACUCAGUAUAAAGUGCCUUCCUAUCUUCCUAACUCCCUUCAUCCCUGCCCAUUGACCAUGUGGCCUAGGUCUAAUGGGAGCUAAACUCCAAAACUUCUAGAGGAAUCCAUGUUAGUUACCCCCAACUUGGCUGGGUACCUAGAACUUUUAGCUCGUUUAUUCAAUCUAUGUGAAGGUAAUAUGUCACCCAUUGCUGCAGUGUUUCCUCUUUUGAAUGCCUUUUUGAUUUCAUCCUCAAGAUCACCCUGGAUAUUUUGGUCAGCUAGGGUUAUGUGGGGUGAUACUAAAUUAUUGUUAGGGCUUGGUAUUGCCACCCGCAGCAAUUCUGUGGGCCCUUUGGAGAGUCCUAGCUUGGACUCUGUACCUUCUUUGAUGUGCAGAGUGACAUCACCUCCCAUGUGCCCUUCCUAUAGAGUUUAGAGCCAGAGAUGUAUCUCCUUUGGUUCUCUCUUUUCUGAGAGGUUGCAGUUAUGCCCACACUAUCUAUGCUGUCCUUUAAAUCAAGCCCUCCGGUGUGCCUGUUUUGGCUUGGAGGUUUCUAGGGAUAGCAUAUAGACACCUAUAUAUAGUAUCUUUCUCCAAAAGUGUCAGGCAUUAAGCAAUCCCCCCCCCCAGAAAGCAGUCAAACAAUAUUAUUAAGCAAGAAGAUUAUGGGUAGAAUCAAACUCGUGUACGGCUUGCACACAUGGGCCUUUCCUUUCUUCUCCCUCCCUCUAUAUGCCCCUAAACUCGGCUCUGGGGGGUUAGAGGGACCCUCUAGAGAAGACAGGGGAUGUGGGGAAAUAAUGCAGGGGGGAGGAGAGGAAAGUUGAAGGCCUGUUUCAUACACUGCUGUGAUGUCCGGCUGAAAGUUUUAGUGACAAUAGGGGAACUUCAUGUUGUCUUUCACUAUGUAUACAAUGACAAGGAAGCUUACUUUGGACUCGGCAAAAAAAGUUUCAUUUGCAAAUGAAAGUAUUUUCUAAAAUGUUUCUUAACGUGGCAGCUUAUAAGAUCACCAUCUCAAGGAUAACCCUGCUAACAAAGUAUCUUAAGUAUAAUGUAAGAAUCUAAAUCCCUGUACCUGAAUUGUAUGCACUUAGAAACACACCUUAUUUUUCUUGAUACGUUAAAAGAAUGUCAGUCUAAAAUGUGCCUUUGUUGGAAACCAUUUUGCUUCAUAAAGAUUAAAGUGAAACUCAAAUGUGAACUGUUAACAAUCUUAUUGAAUAUUCAGAUGGUUGCAGAAUGUACUUUAUUACAAUAAACAGUCUAAAAAUGGCUU
Rhineura floridana is the source of this 5635-nucleotide messenger RNA. It is a transcript of the gene CPT2, whose product is annotated as carnitine palmitoyltransferase 2. Gene Ontology annotation, molecular function: carnitine O-palmitoyltransferase activity. The transcript is spliced from 5 exons. Gene Ontology annotation, biological process: fatty acid beta-oxidation. Gene Ontology annotation, cellular component: mitochondrion. The record is from RefSeq and is a predicted model, not a curated record. Bases 323 to 2320 code for a protein of 665 amino acids. NCBI's taxonomy places the organism in Eukaryota, Metazoa, Chordata, Lepidosauria, Squamata, Rhineuridae.